ACCCAGGAAAGAAGCAUGAAGUGGCUUGGGAUCCUCAUGCUGGUAGCCCUCUCAGAGUGCCUAGUCAUAAUUCCUCUAACAAAGAUCAAGACCAUGCGAGAAACCCUUAGAGAAAAAAACCUGCUGACAAAUUUCCUGGAGGAAAACACUGAUGACAGGUCCCAGAAUGCCACUGAUGACCUGAAUAUUACUCUUCUACCCAUGAAGAACUACCUGAAUCUGGCCUAUGCUGGCAACAUCUUCAUUGGAACACCCCCUCAGGAGUUCAGGGUGGUAUUUGACACCAGCACAGCUGACACGUGGGUGUCUUCCAUCCAAUGCGCCAGUUCCUCCUGCCGUACACACAAUCUCUUCAACCCUCAGCAGUCCACCUCCUUCCAGGUCACAGGCCAGUCCUUCAGUGUCAGAUAUGGUGUUGGGAGGAUUGUUGGAUAUGUUGGCUCUGACACGGUACAGAUCAUGAACCUUGUUGACAUGGGCCAGGAAUUUGGGCUGAGCGUGAAAGAGACUGGGUUGGAUAAUAUAUUCCCUGAUGGUGUCCUGGGCCUGGCCUACCCCAGCCGUGCUCCCAAAUGGAUCACACCUGUCUUUGACAACCUGAAUAAUCGAGGCCUCAUUUCUCAGCCUGUCUUUGCCUUCUACUUGAGCACCAGGCAGGAGAAUGGCAGUGUGGUGAUGUUUGGUGGGGUGGACCACAGCUACCACAAAGGAGAGCUCAAGUGGGUACCAGUGUCGCGGACCCACUUCUGGCAGAUAAGCAUGAACCGCAUCACCAUGAAUGGGUGGACUGUUGGUUGUUUCCUUGGAUGCCAAGCCAUUGUGGAUACCGGGACUGCGUUUCUUCUUGGCCCAAAUAAACUGGUCACUGCCAUCCACAAGCUUAUCAAAGCCACUUCUUUUGGUGAAGAGCACGUGGUUAAAUGUGACAGCGUUAGACACCUGCCUACAAUCAUCUUCACCAUUAACGGCAAUGACUAUCCAGUGCCCGCUGAAGCCUACAUCUGGGAGGAUCCUCAAGGUAGUUGUAUCAGCUUUCUCCGAGGGGGCACAGAGACCUGGAGUCAGUCUGAGAUCUGGAUCCUGGGUGAUGCCUUCCUGAGGCUGUAUUUCUCUGUUUACGAUCGUGGAAACAACAGGAUUGGCCUGGCUCCUGCAGUGUAA
Molecule: messenger RNA, 1161 nt
Organism: Hippopotamus amphibius kiboko
Lineage: Eukaryota; Metazoa; Chordata; Mammalia; Artiodactyla; Hippopotamidae
Product: pregnancy-associated glycoprotein 2-like
Exons: 9
Coding region: 16-1161 (381 amino acids)
Biological process (GO): proteolysis
Molecular function (GO): aspartic-type endopeptidase activity
Source: RefSeq, a predicted model, not a curated record